AUGGAUGCAAAGGUCCGCGGAUUAGAGGUUGGUGCUGAAGCGACCGAGGCCAGGGCCGCCAGUCCUGGGAGCGAGGUGCUAACAGAAGAGCCUGGGUAUCCGUCGGUCUCGCCUGAGCCGAAUUUCGUCACGCUCUUGAUAUCCGGUAAAGUCGUACAAAACGGUAUGGAUCCGUUGGAUGCGUGA
Messenger RNA from Penicillium coprophilum, 186 nucleotides. RefSeq lists its product as uncharacterized. The coding region runs from base 1 to 186 and encodes 61 amino acids. Lineage: Eukaryota; Fungi; Ascomycota; Eurotiomycetes; Eurotiales; Aspergillaceae. The transcript has 2 exons. The record is from RefSeq and is a predicted model, not a curated record.